Perkinsus marinus ATCC 50983 is the source of this 2993-nucleotide messenger RNA. RefSeq lists its product as hypothetical. Gene Ontology annotation, biological process: post-transcriptional regulation of gene expression. Gene Ontology annotation, cellular component: cytoplasm; nucleus. Gene Ontology annotation, molecular function: mRNA 3'-UTR binding. The transcript is spliced from 2 exons. The record is from RefSeq and is a predicted model, not a curated record. The coding region runs from base 1 to 2331 and encodes 776 amino acids. NCBI's taxonomy places the organism in Eukaryota, Perkinsozoa, Perkinsida, Perkinsidae.
AUGGCUCAGCCCCCGACCAGUGGUUACGCUCCUUACAAUGGGGACCCUGCUACUGGUGCUAACGGCAGUCAGCAGUAUUACACUGCUACUCCUGGGUAUGGUAGUGGUUACGGUGGAGCGUAUGAGCGCCAACCCUCUCCCCCAGCCUACUAUGAGGGUCCUGGUCAGUACCCUCACAGUGGUGGCCAUCUUACUAUGGCUGGGACCUACUAUCAGCCUGCUGGACCCGACAGCUACCAAAGAAGGGCUGUAAUGGAACAGCAGCAUCGCCCUGGGGGUGGCCAGGCGUUCGUAUUCGACAUGUUCAUGCGCUUGUCUGAUCGUGAAGUAGUGGCCUAUGCGGAGGAUCAUAUGAGCUCCAUCCACUUACAAGAUAUGCUUAGGAAGCACGGCACCGGCAAGGAUAAUCUGUAUACCAAUGAGGAAGUUCAACAAGUUGUGCAGCGCCUUGUGCCGCACUUCGUUACUCUGGCCUUUGAUCCGAUCGGCAACUAUGUAUCACAAGCCGUCGUGGACGUCUGCGAUAUGCCCACUUUCGAAAUGAUAAUUUCCAACCAGUUGCUGCGUGGAAGGACUCUCUAUGAGAUGUGCACGCAUACACACGGCACUAGGGUGGUCCAGAAAAUCAUUUCUGAGGCUAAUACUAGGUACCAUGGUUCGAAUCAGUUGCCACUCCUGGGUGCAAUCCGUCAAUGCUGUCUCGAAUUGGCCCUGGACCCCAACGGUUGUUAUGUCCUGUUGAAGGUCUUGGACGUCAUGGGCCAAAGUGGGUGGCUUCUGGAGAUUCUCAUUGAUCGCAUGUGCGACAUAUGUUGUAGCCAAUGGGGAGUUGUUACGGUUAAGAAAGUGAUAGAGAGAGCAACCUCUGUGGACAGGGUUGAAGCUCAUCCUCAUCUACUGCCUACUUAUCCUAACGAUCCUCCACCGUCACCAACACCAAGCGGUCCGGGAAGGACCCCAGUGAUGCAGCAGCAACGACUCCCGAUAGUGGUGGGAAGGCACUCUAGACGACUACUCAAGCUGUUCGUGGACAAUUUUGAGAGGCUUUCGAGGGACCAAUUUGGCAACUAUGCAGUGCAGCAUCUGUUACAAGGCGGCAGUGAAUUGAUGCAAACCGAUGAGGGGCACCAAGCUGUUGCCCAGAUGGGCCUCAUUGUCAGACCACAGGUGGUUGAGAUGUCUAAGCACAAGUACUCCUCGAACUGCAUGGAGCACCUUCUGGCCCAGAGCUCUCCUGAGUACGUGCGUGGAUUGAUCAACGAGAUAGUCUCCACUGGGGCAGUGAGGGAACUACUCUUGGACAAAUACGGCAACUACGUCCUGCAGAAAAUGCUCACUUUGGCUAGUCAGGAGGGUGGCAAGGCUUUCCAAACGUUGGUGGAUGCGGUCCAGCCUUGUGUGUCUGAUCUCAUGUUUGGUCCUAAUCCUCAUCAGCAACAACAGCAAGCUCCGCCUUCCCAUGGCGGUUACGGUGGCGGUAGGGCUCAGAACGAUAUUGAUGCUAGUCGCCAUCAACGCCUCGCUAAGAAGUUGAUUGCGAAGUUCCCACAGUUGAGCCCACAAGGGCGUAGGGGCAGCAGACACCAGAUGGCCCCUCAGUUGGCUGACCACAGUAACAGUCGUGGUGGUUACCCCUCGGGAGGCGGCUAUGGUGGUAUGCAGUAUCGUCAUGGUUCUGCUGGUGGAGGAGGGUCCUACUAUGGCAAUCGAGACUACCAUCAAGACGGUGGGUACGCUGGUGGUAGUAGUAGCAGGCAACACUACUACAACGGUCAAGGCUAUGGUAGCUCUCACUACGCACCUCAACCUGGUGCUGGCAAUAUGCAGGAAAACGAUUCCCGUUACUGCAGUCCUCCUUCCCCCCAAGGGGCCGCCGGUCCGCAGACGGCUGGGGGUCAACAGCAGUAUGGUGCUCCUCGCACUAUGUCAAGAUCGUCGGUAACUCCUAGUCAUGAUCGUAGUAGUGGUGAAGGCACUACUAAUACGACUACUGCUAACGCUACUACUACUAAUAAUAAGACUAAGGGUCAACAGGGUCUUGCCAGUGACAAUUGGGAGAGUCUUAAAGGCGCCUUUGCUGCUCCUCCUACCGCUGUCGCAUCUGGUAACAGCAAGGUUGGUUCUGGUCCUUCUGCCACAGCAGGUGUGAGUGGCAGUGAUCGAGUAGAUGGCUGGGGUGCCUCUACUACUACUGCUACUCCUGAGUCCGCUGCUACUGCUGAGGAAAAGGCGGUACUUGCUGCUAGUGGUGCUGGGGAGGAUCCACUUAGUCAACAGCCACCUCCAAUCGGUGGAGAAGUUAAAAGCUCCUCUACUACUGUUGAUGAGUAGUCGUCUCUACUAUGUUGCCAUUACCAAUAUUUGUUCUUGUUAUUAUUCGUAUUGGAGUAGCAGUGGUAGUUGCUGAGAUUAAUGAUGAUGAUGAUAAUAUUUACUAUUAUUAUGACUUAUUCCCGUGGUCAAUACGAUUACUACUAUUAUCCUUAUCCCAUUGAAUACGGUAUUAUGAAUACGAUAUUAUGAAUACGAUAUUGGCAUCAUUUCUAACUACCAAUUAGAGUGUAUCACUCCAUUCAGUGCUACUAUUACUGCUAUUACGACUACUUACCAUCAUAACUAGACCGAUAGAUAAUAAUGAUGAUAUUUGCCUCGAGACGGUAGUUGUUCGUCCUAGUAGUUAUGUCCCAGCCGGCCCUCGUUGUCGCUACUGCUACUAUUAUUACCCUUGUUGUUGUUGCUGCUGCUGCUGCCGUUGAUAGAUUUUCCUCCUCCCCUCACCUUGAAUCACUUUUGCUAACCUUUUCUAUAGAAUAUUGAUGAUAAUAAUGACGACAUUGCUGAAUCCCUUUCUGCUGAUGAUAAUAAUGAUCAUGAUUACGAUUGAUAAUACGAUUAUGGAUAUUUUUCGGUCACGCCAUAGCUGUAGUAUGGCAAUCCCAAUCCAGUUAAUACCAAAACUGGAUUUGGUCUGUACCGUUGAUGAUACUAUUAGU